AUGGACACUAAGACAGUUUUUAUGGCAUUUUUCAUAAUCAACACUUUAGUGUCAUGUGCGUAUCCGUGUUUGGGCCAAGAAGAUGUUGACGAUAAACCACUAGUCAAUCCCGGUGACUUUGAUACAUUGGAUGCAUUAUCGCCGGCUUCGCAGGAGUACAAUAUUUAUAUGUUAGAGAACCUCCCACCAAAAUACAAAACGUAUCUCGGAACCUGCGCUGAUAAGAUGGGGCCCAGUGGUAUUUCGGAAUGUAAUGAAGAUGUUCUUAGAGAGAUUCUUACGAACAAACCUGUUUCAAGAGAGUGUUGUUUGAUGGUAGUAAGAGCUGGAAAAGAAUGCUACAUGGAGAUUAGAAAGUUCAUGUUUCGAUUGUAUCAACUCAAACGCUUUGCUUCUCAAGUUUCUUUCAAAUCUAAUGAGGUUUGGAACAGAUGUUCUGCUGAAGUUGAAAGUCCUUCAUCAUCUCACGACCACACGAUUUUGUUAUCUUGAUUGAAUCUUUUGUUAUAUUAUAUGAUUUAUCAUGAAAUAAUGGUUUGUUAUAUUAUUCUAACUAUAUAAAAUAAAAUAAAACAUUCAUCAGCUUAUUCAUUUUCCUAACUCUAAUGUGAUAUAAGAAAACUUUAGUGUGAUAUCUUGGUUGUUCUAACUAGUGUUUGCUUAGCAUGGUUUUUUAUUUUAUCAAAUAUAAAACAUAAUUGCACAUGAAUCUUGGUAAACAAAAUCAUAUAUUUCUUUCUUUGUAACUCAAAUAAAUUAAGUGAUUUGAAAUUCAAUUAAAUUUAUGAAAACAAAUCAAAAGUGAGAGAAUGAUAUAGGAAAAAACAAUAUGUAACUUUCAUUUUUCGUGAAAUAAAAACGUUCAUGUCAUUUUUAUGAUCCUAGUUAGGACAUAAUAUGAAAAUUCCUGAUAACGGGUUGUGAGUUAAUUAUCUAAAACUCUUUUACAAUGUUUUCCACAAAACAUAUAACUUCUCUGUUUUUCAAGGUUUAUAUCAUCUCUACUUUUGUAAUAAUCCACUUACAGAAUGAAAUAAUCUUUGUAAUCAUAGGAUCAAAAUAUAGAUUCUCAUGAGGAGACUGAUCAGAGGGACAUUUACUUGAUCAAAGGAACAAUAUGCUUAUGCUUGAUGGGCCAACACUCUAUAUUAAAAAAAAAGCAUCAUAUUUCAAUAGUUCAGAAGCUUUUAUUCAAGUAUAACCAGUAAGAACUCAGAUAAACAUAAACUCAGAGGGAUCAACGA
This is a messenger RNA of Brassica napus (rape), 1244 nucleotides long. Its product is annotated as protein DOWN-REGULATED IN DIF1 11-like. The record is from RefSeq and is a predicted model, not a curated record. The transcript has a single exon. Lineage: Eukaryota; Viridiplantae; Streptophyta; Magnoliopsida; Brassicales; Brassicaceae. The coding region runs from base 1 to 492 and encodes 163 amino acids.